UUGCUAGUCGCUGUCUGCGGUUUUGCCUCUCUCGGUUUCUCGGUCACCUCGUCUUGUCUCGCCUCGUCAUUAUUGUCCCCGUCAACGUCCCCCCAGUCACCGACGCCCCGAGUCUUGUGCCUAGCGUCGCGUCGCCUGCGCCAACCGUGUUAAGCUACUGAAUUGCAUUCAAAGUGUAGUUUGUAAAGUGCUCGGAAGGACACGCGCUUUUCGCUGCCAAUUUGGCGAACUUGGCCACACUGAAACAAGACACACACACACACACGCACGCACGCACAACUAAAUAAUAUAUGCUUGUAUAUUUACAUAUACACAUAACGGUUGCCAAAGUGUGAUAAGCAAACGCUGAGAGCGAAGAGUGCGCGCCACAAGUAAAUGGUGUACUUAAUGGCCUUCAUCGAUUGCCAGGCAAAUGCCAGCUGCCGCAGCAACAAUUUCAAUAAUUGAUAACAAUUCUACAAUAACAACAAAUGCAGCAACAGCAACAGCAACAACAAAAGCAACAGCAACAGCAACAGCGACGGCAGCAACAACAGCAACACGCACGCAUAUCCUUAAUGCAAGCGAUAUAACUGAUAUUACGAUAUAACUGAUAUUACGAUAUAAGCACACAACCGACGCACACUUAUAAUUAUAAUCAAUCAAAUCGAAUCGGAGCUAAAUUCAACUGGUUUUCCUCCCAAUUUCCAUAGCCACUGGCAAAUUGUUCACGUUUCUACUCGCAUACAUGCUUGCAUAUAUUAAAUAGUUAUUAAACAAAUUUUUGCAACAAAUUCGAGCAAAGACAAUACACAGGAAAAAUACUGCAACGCACGCUACUACGAAAACAAGCUCGACACCUUUUGCAUUGCACUAGAUGCAUUAAACUACUGAGCAGCUCGGAACGAACCACCACUAGAAACAAGAACAACAUCCACACACACACACAAACAAACAAACACACACACACACACACACACACACACACACACACACACACACACACACACACAUACACACAUAGCAACAAAAUGGCCUUAAUUAUGAAAUACAUCGAGAGCAUAAACAGAUAUAUGGACUCACAUAGUGAUUCAAGGACUAAGGACUGGCCCAUGAUGUCGUCACCCUUCCCCACACUCGCCGUGUGCCUCACAUACGUCUACCUGGUUAAGGUGCUUGGGCCGCGAUUAAUGGAGAAUCGAAAGCCUUUACAUCUACAGAACAUGCUGGUCGUCUAUAAUGCGUUACAGGUUGUAUUUAGCGCGUGGCUCUUCUAUGAGUGUUUAAUGGGCGGCUGGUGGGGUUCGUACAGCUUCCGCUGUCAGCCUGUGGACUAUAGCGAUAGUGCCACAUCUAGGAGAAUAGGAGUUUCCGGUUGGCUAACUGGACAUUAUAGCUUCCGAUGUCAGCCAGUUGACUAUAGUAAUAAUCCUAGAACGUUAAGGAUGGUUCAUGCGUGCUGGUGGUAUUACUUCUCAAAGUUCACAGAGUUCAUGGAUACGAUUUUCUUCGUGCUGCGCAAGAAGACGAGCCAGGUGACUACACUGCAUGUCAUACAUCACGGCUGCAUGCCCAUGUCCGUGUGGUUCGGCGUCAAAUUCACUCCAGGUGGCCACAGCACCUUCUUUGGCCUGCUCAAUACAUUCGUGCACAUUGUGAUGUACACGUACUACAUGUUCUCGGCCAUGGGUCCACAAUACCAAAAGUACCUCUGGUGGAAGAAGUACCUGACAACGCUCCAAAUGGUUCAGUUCAUUCUCAUCAUGGUGCACGCCUUCCAAUUGCUCUUCAUUGACUGCAAUUACCCGAAGGCCUUCGUCUGGUGGAUCGGAAUGCACGCUGUGAUGUUCUUUUUCCUGUUCAAUGAGUUCUACAAGGCAGCCUACAAAAACCGUCUAAUGAAGAAGAACGCGCUGCUGGCCAACGGACACGCCAAGCCAAAUGGCUACUGCAAGAGCAUCAAUGCCCACGACGAUCUGUUCAUGCCACAGCCGGCGGCCCAGACGACGACGACGUCGACGGCCAAGGCCAAUGGCAAUGGCAAUGCGACGCUCAGCAACGGGCAUGCGAAUGGCCUGAAGAACGGCUACAAGCCUCUGCCCAAUGGCAAUGCGGCGGCCGUGGCCAAUGGCAGUGCGCACAAAACGAACGGUAUCCUGCUGGCAAAUGGCUUUGGCAAUGGCAGCGGUGGCUAUGCCACCAAGCUGCUGGACGAUGUGGCACAGGAGCUGACACACCGGAAGACACAAAAAUAAUAUCGGGAUAAUGCGGGUCGGCGCCAACAUAGAGCUUAGGAUGGUAGCGGAAAGCACAGCAAGCGCCAGGAGCACCAUCAUAUGCUCCAACAGUCAUAAGCACAUACACACACACACGCACACCUACACACACCUACACACACCCACACACACUCAACAAACGGCAUUCAUUUACAUCAACAUAAGCAUAUAUAUAUACAUACAUGAUUCGGAUAUUGUAUUGACAUUGAAAUAACUUUUAGUGAGAAUGGAAGUGAAACAAUAAGGGGCAUAUUGUUAUUGGUACUAAUUAUUAUUACAGAAAUUAAUAAUAGUAAUAAUAAUAAUGCAUAAUAAUGAUGCUUGUUUUUACAGCGAGCCAUCGCAUAUAUUGCAUACAAUCUGCUGCACACAUAUUUUUAUGUAUGUAUGUAUGUAUGUAUAUGUCGUAUGUGCGCAUGUUUGUAGCAUCCAUAUAAAUAAAAUACAUUUUUGUUGCUUUUUUCUUUUUUUAACUACUUUAGUUGUACAAAGCUUUGUAUAGAAAAAAAAAAACAAAAACAAACACAAAAACAAAAAAUCAAAAAAACAAUACAAUUUAUAAAUUGAGCCUAAUGCUUAUUUAACUGAAUUGUGUGUGAGCAUGGAAUUAAUCUAUGUAUUUAAGCAUAGAAUUUAAUUUAUAUACAUACUUAUAUAUAUAUAUAUAUAUAAACUUAUACAUAUAUAAAUAAAGUAAAUGGAAAAUAUUUAGUUGGUUCUGCGUAAGUCAAGCAAGUUUUGUAAAUGUAUAAAGCAAAAAAAAAAAUAUAUUAAAAUAAAAUGUAUGUAAUUUAAUAUUAGUCGCAAUAAUUGUUGAGGAAUUUAAACAAAGUCAAGCAAAAAGAAAAAAAAACAGUCACAAAUAUUUAAGUCAAGCAACAAAUACUACAAAUACCAACAAAUUUGUGCUUCGUUUUAAUCAUAAACGACCACAAAUAAACAAAAAACAAAAACAAACCCUACCCACAUGUUUAAUUAAUUUAUUAAAAAUAAAUUAUGCCACUAAACUGGAAAAUUAUAAAGUAUGCAACUUUAGCUAUUUGAUAACGUUGCAUGCAACAACUUACAAAAUCAACAAACACACAUAAGAAAAAAAAACCAUCUGAAAACUUCGAGCAUUGAUAACAAAAGCAACAUUGUUAAACGCAUAAAAAAAAA
Molecule: messenger RNA, 3413 nt
Organism: Drosophila novamexicana
Lineage: Eukaryota; Metazoa; Arthropoda; Insecta; Diptera; Drosophilidae
Product: elongation of very long chain fatty acids protein AAEL008004
Exons: 11
Coding region: 1011-2234 (407 amino acids)
Biological process (GO): very long-chain fatty acid biosynthetic process; sphingolipid biosynthetic process; fatty acid elongation, polyunsaturated fatty acid
Cellular component (GO): endoplasmic reticulum membrane
Molecular function (GO): fatty acid elongase activity
Source: RefSeq, a predicted model, not a curated record